AUAAUUGUUAGAAACUUGCCAUAAAAGGUUAUUAAAUUGUUACCUUAUUAAUUUUUUUUAGUUCCUAUCAAUGGGUAUUACCCAUUAAGAAGUGUUCCAUAUAUAUAUAUAUAUCACUUCUAAAUUAUGUUAUACCCCUACUCAAAAUAAUUAAACCACAAGAAGUUUAGGAUAUUAUGGGCCAAUCCCUCCAAAAAAUUUCUUCCGGAAGUGAGCAGAAGAACAUAAAAAUAUCCACUAUCGAACGGUGCUAUAAAAAGCAUCUGGAAGCCAAAAAGGACCCUACCGUAGCCGAUUUCUAUCGGGCAGUAUGCCAAACUGUCGAAGAAAUCAACAAAGAAUUAGGUAACACUCAAAUUAAGAUACCCGCUGCUGAUGUAGUCCACAAGGCCUAUAUCCACGUUCAUGAUGAGCAGAAUAGUGGAGAAGUGACAGAGAUAACAAAGAUACAAUUUCAAACAAUCCUGAAAGAGAUACUGAAUAUAAGUCCAGGAUUGACAGGACUUGGAGGAGCUAAGGAUACGCUGAUUUACAUCUUUGGAGUUCCUAUUGCUACUUUGUUUAUAAAGCAGUCUUUGAUGCCACGUGCUAUUCGUAAUGACUUCUUUAUUCCAGGAGUCACUUCUGCUACAGUCUUUGUUCUUGCCAAGCUCAACAAGCUUUGAUUUGAUCAUCAUCUACCUAUUAAUAUAUUAUAUAUUCUGUUGAUAACAAUAAUAAUAAUUAAAAUUAAUAUAGGGAUAUAUAUACCUGGGUUUUUUCUAUCGGGCUCAUAAAAAAUGCCCUCUUCCUUGGAAACGAAUAAUCAUGAUCCAACGAUUAUAUAAAUUCAGACACUUGAAAUAUAAAUUUUCUAAAAAAAUUAGUAUGA
This is a messenger RNA of Cannabis sativa, 871 nucleotides long. RefSeq lists its product as uncharacterized. The transcript has 4 exons. Lineage: Eukaryota; Viridiplantae; Streptophyta; Magnoliopsida; Rosales; Cannabaceae. The record is from RefSeq and is a predicted model, not a curated record. Bases 177 to 665 code for a protein of 162 amino acids.